Messenger RNA from Sinocyclocheilus rhinocerous, 542 nucleotides. RefSeq names its product hematopoietic SH2 domain-containing protein-like. The transcript is spliced from 2 exons. Bases 24 to 542 code for a protein of 172 amino acids. The record is from RefSeq and is a predicted model, not a curated record. Gene Ontology annotation, cellular component: cytoplasm. NCBI's taxonomy places the organism in Eukaryota, Metazoa, Chordata, Actinopteri, Cypriniformes, Cyprinidae.
GUGCUGAUCGCUGUCGUCACUAUAUGGUGGAGAUGCAGAGCAAUGGGAAGUAUGUGAUUCUCGGGGAGGAUCGGGCUCAUUCCUCUCUCACAGAUCUGGUCCAGUAUCACACUCAGGUGGGCAUCAUGCCCUUUAUGGAGCUGCUGACGCUGCCCUGCGGUCAGAUGUGUGAUCAGGAGCCGGACUAUGAGGAGCUCAAAGCUUUUACAUCAUCGUCGUCGUCGUCUGCGGUGGAGCGUCCCGCUGAGGAUCAGGACAUGGACACGGGUUCACAUAAAGUGCACUUAGAGAUGCAGAGACUCUUCCUGCCGCCGAGAGGAAACACAAACCCAGAGUCCCACAAACCGCCGGUGCUCAAGCGCAUCUCUGACCGCCGCAGACGAGUCGAACCCGCUCAGAUGGAGCACAAGGACGACGAUCCGACCAGAGAGAGCAGACCGUUCCCCCGACUCUACCCCUCCAUACGACUGGCCAUGAGAGAAAUCCAGCAGAUCCAACAGGUACAAACACACAUGCACGGGAGAUACAGAGGAGAUAUGUGA